This is a messenger RNA of Acanthopagrus latus (yellowfin seabream), 5183 nucleotides long. RefSeq names its product rho GTPase-activating protein 29-like. The record is from RefSeq and is a predicted model, not a curated record. Gene Ontology annotation, molecular function: GTPase activator activity. Gene Ontology annotation, biological process: activation of GTPase activity; signal transduction. Gene Ontology annotation, cellular component: cytoplasm. Lineage: Eukaryota; Metazoa; Chordata; Actinopteri; Spariformes; Sparidae. The transcript is spliced from 22 exons. Bases 284 to 4471 code for a protein of 1395 amino acids.
UUACGAUUGACCUGAGAGCUGCUGAUUGUGAGCUACGUUUGGAUGUACAGUGACUCAAAGCGGACGAGUCGACUCUCUGCCGUUGCUGGAGUUUUGUUUGUCUAACGGAAAUGCUCUUGGGUUUUUCCAGGUUACCUUGAGCAAAGUUUUGCUUGGAUAUCGUGGCCAUUAUGUCUGUAAACUGCCGAGCAGCCAUCCAGGGAACAGGGCAGCUUAGUGAGUUCAGGGGCUAGCUGGCCUGCUGUACCCCCUGUAAAGGGUGGCAGCUGGAGUGGCUGCUGGGAUGCUACGGAAAAGCAGCAGCAGUGGUGGCGGUGGGACCAAGCACACCCAGGGUCUACCACGACACAUUUCCAAGCAUCACACGGGAUCUCUGUCGGCAGGAUCAACCAAGACUUGGGAUAUGGGCCGAAGCUCCAGGAACUCCAAUCCUCUAAGCAGCAUGGGGCUGACAUCUCAUCUGGUGGGGGCACCGGGAGUGGACCCAGAGUAUGUGAUGCAGCUGGUGAACGAUGUCCGGUGGUUCGCUGACGUGUUGCUCAGCCUCAAGGAGGCUUUCCAGUGUAAUGAGAAUCUGGAAGAGCUUCAGGAGGUGGUACAGGAACGUUUGGCAGAGUUACUCCGCGUCCUCAAGGCUGUCAUCGGCAAACACCAGACCCUCAACUCGGUGGACAUCCUGGGAGCAGCUGGAACGGUCAUUGCCAAGGUCAAAGGCGUUAACUUCAGGGAAGUGAACCCAGAAAGCACAAAAGCUAUAUUUGGCGAGAUACACGCAUCCAUUGACACUUUGGCAUUCACAUUCGGCAAUGUAGUUUCUGACUUCCUUAUGGGAGAUGUGGACAGCGGCUCAGGGUUGGGGAUCCCCCAGACCAGAAGAAGCAGGUCUUUUGACAAUCUCUCUGUGGAUCCUGAGGGAUAUGUUUCAGAGAAAAGUGACCUUGUGGGCCCAGAGUUGCAGUUAUCACGGGAGGAAGAAGUUGACCUGACCCUUCAAAAGAAUGACAGCGGGGUGGAGUCUGCCCUACUCUACGCCAAGGCCUGGUCCAAGUAUAUUAAAGACCUUCUGGCUUGGAUGGAGAAACGACUGGCUAUGGACAUCGAGUAUGCCAAAAAUUAUGCCAAAAUGGCAGAGUCUGCCAAGGCACUGGCCAGUCAACAGGACUACAUGCCAUUCAGCGAUAUCUACGUUGCCACAUUCAAGAAUGACAUUGAGUACAGACAGCUGUUUAUUCAAACUGCAAUGGCUCUUCAAACAAAUAAAUUCAUACAGCCUCUUGUGGCCCGUAAGAGCGAACUAGACAAAUUGAGGAAAGACAUCAAGGAGCAGUGGCAGAGGGAGCAAAAGAAAAUGCAAGAAGCAGAUGCAACAUUGCGUAAAGCACGAGCACUGAAGGCCCAGAGGAGAGAGGAGUACCAGAAAGCCCAAUCAUCCACCAACCGCUCCCAGGAGGAGCAGUCUAAUGCUGGUAACAAACAGCUGGAGAAGAAGAGGAGGCUGGAGGAAGAGGCUUUGCAGAAGGCGGAGGAGGCCCAGGACCAGUACCAGAGCUGUUUGGCUGACGCAGGCGUCAGGAAGAUGGAUCUGGCCAACGCCAAAAGCACCAUCCUCACGCAGAUCCGAGAGAUGGUCUUCCAGUGUGACCUCACACUCAAAGCAGUGACAGUGAACUGGUUUCAGAUGCAGCAGGGGCAGGCUGUGUCGCUCCCCACCCACUACCAGGACCUGAGUGAGAGUGCCAAGCUAUACGAACCUGGUGAAUGCUACGCUGAGUUUGUCCGCAACCUUCCCAAAAAUCUGCCUAAAGAGCGUGUGCACUUGGACUCCAUCUCCUCUGACAAUACCAGGUUUAUUUUCAACAAAAGGUCAGUGGGCAGCACUCAUUCUUCCCAUGGCAACCUGUCACAGGCAUCCAUCACCUCCUGUGACCUGCUGAGCGGAGAUGAAGUGGACAGUCCACUACACCGACCUGCGAAGAUCAGUGAGAGGAGGUCCAACAGCAGCGCAGACAUACAAGCUCUGAGAAAUCCGGCCGCGCCGAGAGCCUGGGCCUCCAGCAGUCAGGGUAGCCAGGGAGGGAUGUGCAGUGACUCAGAGAGUGCUGGAGGCAGCAGCGAGUCAAGAUCCAUGGACUCUCCCACUGCCAGUCCAGGUGACUUUAAACGACGGCUGCCGAGGACUCCUUCCACUGGGACCAUGUCUUCUGCUGAUGACCUGGAUGAGAGAGAGCCACCGUCACCCUCAGACAAUGGUCUGGCAGAGAUGGUGACAGAGACGGCCAGUUCUCCUGGUCCAUUCAGAAAUGCUCAGAUGUCUAAAGCUGCUCAAACCCAUAAGCUGAGAAAACUACGAGCUCCAUCUAAGUGCAGAGAGUGUGAUAGUCUGGUGGUUUUCCACGGAGCUGAGUGUGAGGAGUGCUCUCUUGCUUGCCAUAAGAAGUGUCUAGAAACACUUGCUAUCCAGUGUGGCCAUAAAAAGCUUCAAGGCAGACUACACCUGUUCGGUAUCGACUUUGCUCAGGCAUCAAAGAACAGCCCAGAUGGUAUCCCUUUUAUUAUCAAGAAGUGCACCUCUGAGAUUGAGAGUCGUGCUCUCAACAUCAAGGGGAUUUAUCGUGUGAAUGGUGCCAAAUCACGUGUCGAGAAGCUCUGUCAGGCGUUUGAAAAUGGGAAGGACUUAGUUGAGCUGUCUGAUCUCUCACCUCAUGACAUCAGCAAUGUCCUCAAACUUUACCUGAGACAGCUACCAGAGCCACUGAUCCUGUAUCGACACUACAACGAUGUUAUUGGCUUGGCUAAAGAGUGCCAGAGAGUGAUUGUGGAGGAAGCUGAUAAAUCUCACAGCACCCAGGCAGGAGAGAAAUGCAGGCCGAGCGUCCAGCUCAACAGAGUCAUUUUCAAGAUCAGAGACUUUCUCCAGCAGCUGCCUACAGCCAACUACAGGACUCUGCGCUUCCUUAUAGCUCAUCUCAACAGAGUGACCGAGCAGGCAGAGGAGAACAAGAUGACUGCGAGUAACCUGGGCAUUAUCUUUGGCCCCACGCUGAUCAAACCCCGACAGACAGACGCUGAGGUCUCCCUGUCCUCUCUGGUCGACUACCCCUACCAGGCUCUGAUGGUGGAGUUGCUGGUGCGACACUUCCAAACAGUCUUUGACAUGUCGCUUCUUUCUGGCUCCGACAUCACCACAGCCGGACAAGCGUCCCCCAGACUCACACCACAAGAGAAGGUGCAGCGGCUCAGCAGAUACUCCACCUCCCUGAUGGACAUCAAAGAGGGUGCCAAGGUGUACAAAAGAUACUCAUCAGUAAUCCCGUCCUCACACAUCCUGGAUGAGGUUCAGGAGGUGCAGCCAGGAACAGACAGAACCGACAGAGCGGAGGUUUCAGCCCUGGACAGACUCAACGGGAUCCAAACAUCUAGUGGAGGAGAAGUCCAGAGGUCAACUUUAGUGUUUGGCCGUCCCAGCACCACAGUUAUCCCCUCCACCACCACCACCACUGCCGUUGCACCAAAGGUCCAGCUACGCACCCAGCGCAUGAGACAUGUGUCUCGGCCAAUCAGCAUGCCACUGGAACGCCUGCCGACCCCCGCCCAGAUCAGCGAGAGGAAUAACCGCAACACUGCUGCUUUUGCUAAUACGAGCUCUGAGCAGGACCCCGUCUCUGAAACUAUACAGGAGGUACCAGAGACAGAUAAGGCUCGUCAAAGUGGCUCGUCCAGGGUUAGCACCUAUUACAUCACUCCUUUCAUUGACACACAGACGAUGCACAGGAGAACGUGGGACAGGAAGUACAAGCACUAUGAUGUUACACCCAGGACUGCUAUGAUCGUGGCCAACCUGCCAUCUCCCAGCUCUGGAGUACAACCUGUAAAGGCAACAGUGCCCGUCACUGUUAGCCCAGCAGUAACUACUGCCUCUGCUGCCCCUACCACAAGCAGCGUGAGCACCAUAUUCUCCAACAACCCAUACACAGUGUCAGUCAAGCCUGUCUGGACUUCUAAAAGGGAAAAUGACACGGAUAAUUCAGUCAGUGAGUUCAGAAGCUCACCAAACCUUCCGCUAACACUCAGGGCACCAAGAACUCUGCAACCUCCUCCUGGGACUUUCUACAAGCCCCCCACUUCCAUUAACAGCAGAGCUAGGACACUUCCAAACUGGACUACUACCAUUACCACCUUUACAACCACCACCACCACAACCUCCUCAUCGCUCUCCUCCACCAAACCUGCCGAGGUAGCCACGCCGUCCCCUGGCCUUGCAAGCCCCCCACAGACACGGCUCCAGACACAGGACUCCACCGACAGCGCCAUUGACCCCGGGGUCUCGACCUCAGCUACGCUUUCACCCCCGCAGUCUCCUCCCCCGAGCAGCCCCGAAGACCUCAGCCCCAGCGAGACUAAACCCGUCUACCAAAGACUGCGACCUCGGCGUCUGCAGGAGCUUGAACACAGAGAGGCUCAUUUUGUCUGACACCAAAUAAACAAAUUCUAUCUGUAAAUAUUAAUGUAUCUGUGCCAUAGUGUAUACUGGGAAAACAUUUUAUCAUACAAGCUGAGAGUGGGAGAAAAUAUAGGCCUGUGAAAAUAAACCAUGAAAGUGUUAUAAGUACUAAUAUAUUGUGUUGUACAUGUUCAAGUCAGAAAGUGUCUCAAUUCAAAACAAGCAAAUACUGCAAGUAUGAUGCCAACAUUGAAUGAUUUAAAUAACAAACAUAUGAAUUGUCAAUUUUUGUGUCAAAGGAAAUUUGCCGACCACAAAUUGACAUCUUUAUGUAAAGAAGUGUAAGCCUAUCGUUUGUUUUCCUUAUUUGAUUUGUUACGAAAAUUAUAUUUUUAUUGUAAUCACACAAUGCACUUAAUCCAGGUUCAAAUUCUAAUGUUGCCUUUAAAUGUUAAAAUUUGCUUAAUUUUAUAUUUUAUUCCACAAGGAAUGGAUGGAAGUAUUUUAACUUGAGGUUUUUAAGGAGUUCAACAUUUUAAAUGUGUCCAUUGUAGCCUGUGAUUGGUACAUCUUUUCUCAGUAUGUAAACCUUAUGUAUCUGUUUACGUUUUUUUAUAUUCGUUCAUACAUACUGCAUGUUUGUCACAGUCAUUUUGUCUCAUCGCGUUAUUGUGACUAUACAAAGAAAAAAUGACAUGCAACAGUACUUGCUGCAAAUUAAAAAAUGUAGUUAAAACUGUAA